CGGUGUGGGGCGGAACAGCUCCGGGUAUAAAGUGUAACUUCACUCCAGCAGGAGCCAGUGCGAUCAGCUCUCACCGACGCAGCACCACCAGCCAUGAUCAGAGCCGUGUCUUUGGUGUGCCUUCUGGCCUCCGCCGCUCUCGCCCUUCCGGGAGGAUACGGAGGUGGACAUGGUGGAAUUAACCUCGGCGGUGGCGGUGGACAUGCUGCUGUCUUCUUCGGUGCCGGCGGCCAUGGCGGAGGACACGGUGGCGGCCACGGCGGCGGCUAUGGUGGCGGCCACGGCGGCGGCUAUGGUGGCGGAUAUGGCUACGCUGUUCCCACCCCUUACGCUUACAACUACGGCGUCUCUGCUGGCCAUACUAAUUUCGGCCAGAGUGAAAAGGGCAACGGUUACGGAGGCGUGAACGGCGGCUACUGGGUUAACCUUCCCGACGGCCGCGUGCAGAAGGUGUCCUACUGGGCUGACGGCAGCGGGUACCACCCAGUGGUGUCCUACUCUGGCAAGGCCCACUACCCUGCAAGCUACGGAUACGGUCAUGGUGGUUACCACUAAGACCACAAUUUGCUGUAUGACACUGACAAAAGCACUGAUGGGAUCUUUUUGUGUAAAUUACAAGCAUGUAAUAAAUUGCUCACAUGAA
Molecule: messenger RNA, 643 nt
Organism: Portunus trituberculatus (swimming crab)
Lineage: Eukaryota; Metazoa; Arthropoda; Malacostraca; Decapoda; Portunidae
Product: glycine-rich cell wall structural protein 1.8-like
Exons: 3
Coding region: 94-555 (153 amino acids)
Cellular component (GO): extracellular matrix
Source: RefSeq, a predicted model, not a curated record